AUGACAGAGAUUCAGAGUUUCCUCGAUUUAGUCGAUUAUUAUAGGAGGUUCAUUCAGGGGUUCUCAUUGAUAGCUACUCCUCUGACUCAUCUGACUCGUAAAGGAAUCAAGUUUGAGUGGGAUGAUGUCUGCGAGAGUCAAUUUCAGAAGCUAAAGAACCAGUUGACCUCCGCUCCAAUUUUAACACUUCUUAUUAGUGGGAAAGAAUUUGUGGUAUACAGUGAUGCCUCUAAAUUAGGAUUAGGGUGCGUGUUAAUGCAGGAUGAGAAAGUAGUAGCUUAUGCUUCUCAACAGUUGAAGAAGCAUGAAACAAAUUACCCUACCCACGAUUUGGAGUUGGCAGUAGUAGUCUUUGCAUUGAAGAUCUUGAGGCAUUACUUAUACGCAAAUGCCUUGAGUCGUAAAUCAUCAUCUUCAUUAGCAUCACUUCGGAAUUCUUAUCUUCUGAUGGUACUUGAGAUAAAAUCUUUAGGGAUCCAGUUGAGUAAUGGCGAGGAUGGAACCCUACUUGCUAGUUUUGUUGUUUGUGUCCCUAAGGAUGAUCAAUUGAGAUGGGCUAUUUUGGAAGAAGCUCAUUCUCUCGCCUAUGCUUUACAUCCCGAAAGCACCAAAAUGUACAAGACUAUCAAGAAAAGUUACUGGUGGCCAGGUAUCAAACGAGACAUAACCAAGUUUGUGAUGAAAUGUCUCACAUGCCAACAGAUCAAGGUGGAAUAUCAGAAACCAUCAGGUACUCUUCAGCCUCUACCUAUCCCUGAAUGGAAGUGGGAGCACGUGACUAUGGACUUUGUGUUGGGUUUACCGCGGACGUAG
Molecule: messenger RNA, 813 nt
Organism: Theobroma cacao (cacao)
Lineage: Eukaryota; Viridiplantae; Streptophyta; Magnoliopsida; Malvales; Malvaceae
Source: RefSeq, a predicted model, not a curated record